AUGCACGCAGCCCUCGUCAACUCCUGGGGUUCCCCCCCAACCUACACAACCGUCCCGGACCUCCCGCCCCCAUCCCCCACACAAAUCCGCCUCCGCGUCCUCGCAACAGGCGUCCACCGCCUCGUCCUGUCCCGCGCCGCCGGAAAACACUACACGGCGUCCACCCUCCCCCACCUCCCCGGCGCCGACGGCGUCGGCGAGGACCCGACCACCGGCCAGCGCUACUUCUUCGCUGCCCUCGCCACGGGCACGUUUGCGGAAUUCCUCAACGUCGAACGCACCGCCGUCGCGCCGCUGCCAAAGGGCGCUGACCCAGCUACCGUCGCCGCCUUUAUGAACCCGGUCAUGAGCAGCUGGAUGGCGCUGUCCGCGCGCGCGGCGCCGCAGGCCAAGGGCUUCUCCGUCGCGAUCCUGGGGGUGACGAGCGCCAGCGGGCGGGUGGCCGUCGACGUUGCUCGUGCCAGGGGCGCGGGCCGGAUUGUCGGCAUCGCGAGGAAUGCGGCCGCCCUGGAGGAGAUUCCCGUCGACGAGCGCAUCGUCCUCGCGGGCGGGGAGACGGACUGGUCGAGGCUGGGCGCGGUGGACGUCGUUUUGGAUUACGUCUACGGGAGCCCGGUCGUGGACUUGUUGACGGCCUUGCCCAAGUCGGAGAGGGAGGUGCAGUACGUCCACAUUGGCUCCGUGUCGGGCGACGGGGAUAUUAGUCUGCCGGGGGCCAUCCUGCGGGGGAAGAGGGUCGCCAUCCGCGGUGCUGGGCCGGGAAGCUGGACCAUGAGGGAGUAUGCCGAGGAGCUUGGCGGGAUGGUUGGUGUGACUGCUGGGCUGAAGGGCAAAGAUGUCAACCUGAUUAGGAUGAAGGAUGUAGAGAAGGGAUGGAGCGAGGCGGGAUUAGGGAAGACGCGCGUGGUUUUCGUGAGCGAUGACCUUGUGAAGUCAUCUUGA
Molecule: messenger RNA, 942 nt
Organism: Colletotrichum orchidophilum
Lineage: Eukaryota; Fungi; Ascomycota; Sordariomycetes; Glomerellales; Glomerellaceae
Product: quinone oxidoreductase
Exons: 1
Coding region: 1-942 (313 amino acids)
Molecular function (GO): oxidoreductase activity
Source: RefSeq, a predicted model, not a curated record